UUUGCCGCAACACCGGUGAAAAGUUACCCUAUCAGCUGACUGAGGAUCUGCAGAGUGAGAUCAGAGAGCGGCGCGCCUAGUCCGUACAGUACACACAUAGACUCCACUGGCGCUUCGGACCGUUCAGCCAGGCGUGUCAGCUCGACUUGCUGCGGGGUUCACCUGAGGGGAACGGGAGUCGCACGUGAGGCGGCGGGCAGUGCGAAGACCGCGCCCGGAUGGUGAGAGUCGCCGGCGGGGCGGUGCAGGGAGAUGCGGGGAGCGAUGCGGCGGCGGUUGACACGCAGUCGGGUCCUGCUGGCGUUGUUUGUGGCAGCUUGGGUCCUGGGUAUCGUGUACUAUAGCGCCCUGAUCGGCUCCGACAGCGGUAGCGCCGACGGUGGAGUGGUCAACUACUUCUUGAUCACCAAACCCAACAACAGGACUACUCUGGGUGACAGCCAUUUUGAGGCCUACAGCCGUUACCAGCUCUUGGUUGCUGCAGAUGUUGAGGAUACGCUGAGUUUUAAAAAAGGCCGUGAUACCAGUCAGGUGUAUGGUCAGUCCCUGGGAGUCAACUUUGACGGACGGACAUAUAUAGAAGGUGGUCAGCACGAUGCCAAGGACUCCUACAAGAGGCAUGCCUUCAAUCUAGCCGAGAGUGACAAAAUCUCCAGUAAUCGCCCUGUGCCAGACACUAGGAAUUACAGGUGCUCGGCCUUGGAGUAUGAUGCCUCCUCCCUGCCCCAGACCAGUGUCAUCAUCACCUUUCACAACGAGGCCAGAUCUGCCCUCCUCAGGACCAUCACUAGUGUACUGAACAGAAGCCCUCCAAACCUGGUGCGAGAGAUUGUCCUUGUGGAUGACUUCAGUGAUGAUCCGGAGGACUGCCUGCAGCUGACGGCCAUCCCCAAGGUCCGCUGUCUCCGCAACGAGCGCAGAGAAGGACUGAUGAGAUCUCGUGUGAAGGGUGCAGACGCCUCCACCUCCGACGUGCUGACCUUCCUGGACAGUCACUGUGAGGCUAACAAGGACUGGCUGCAACCGCUGCUGCAGAGGGUGAAGGAGGACCCCACACGUGUGGUGAGCCCAAUCAUAGAUGUCAUCAGCAUGGACACCUUCCAGUACAUUGGUGCUUCUUCUGAACUGAGGGGAGGGUUUGACUGGAGUCUGCAUUUUAAGUGGGAACAUCUGUCAGAAGCUCAGAAGGCCUCAAGAAAAGACCCAACUGAACCUAUCAAGACACCCAUGAUUGCUGGUGGCCUGUUUGUGAUUGACAAGUCAUGGUUCAACAAACUGGGCAAGUAUGACACCAUGAUGGACAUCUGGGGAGGAGAGAACUUUGAAAUUUCUUUCCGUGUGUGGAUGUGUGGAGGCAGUCUGGAGAUCAUUCCAUGUAGCAGAGUCGGACAUGUUUUUAGAAAAAGACACCCCUACACCUUUCCAGAAGGAAAUGCAAAUACAUAUAUAAAAAAUACACGCCGCACUGCUGAAGUGUGGAUGGACGAUUAUAAAAAUAACUUUUAUGCUGCAAGGCCUUCAGCAAAGGGUAAACCAUAUGGAAACAUUCAAGGCAGAAAAGAACUUCGUGAGAAGUUGAACUGCAAGACUUUCCAGUGGUACUUAGAAAAUGUCUACCCAGAACUUGACAUUCCUGGCAGCAACAUGAAAUGGGGCGAACUGAAGCAGGCCGAUCAGUGUCUGGACACACUGGGGCACAAGCCGCCUGGUGCGGUGGGCAUGCAGGCCUGCAACUUACAUCCUGGUAGUGGCAUGGCCUCGCGUCAGCAAUGGGCUUUGACCAAACGUAACAUGAUCCAGCACGGGUCGUGGUCGUGGUGCUUGGCGGCUGACACAGCCAUCCCCGGAACACUGGUGUACCUCAUCACCUGUAACAUCCAAGAAAACAAAAUGAGGUGGAAACGCCAGGACCGCCUGCUCAUGCACAUUGCAACAGGACUGUGUCUGGACAGUGUGGAGGCUGCCCAGGGCCUGGGGGUCACCAUCGAGCAGUGUGACAAAACCAGAGUCUCCCAGCAGUGGGAGUACACUCUGGACAACAAGCAGAGAUGACAGGCGGGAGCUCCUACAGCAGACUACCAUAUGAUACAGAAUGUUACAACACAGGCCUUGGUUUGAGUUUGUUACCUGUCCCCUGAACCUGACCCUUUCUCACUGGGGCAUGUCUACCAAAAUGACUUUAUCCAUCAUCCACAGGUCUAUCUACUGUCUUAGUGACCAAAACACUCUGACACAAACCUGUCACAGAAACAAGUGCUAGGACAAUAACGUAGACAGAAACAAGUGUUAGGAAGAUAGUGGGACAUGUUACUGAACUUAAAGGUGACAGGGGCUCUUGUUCAGGAUGGGACACAUUGUCAGGAAGGUAAAACAAAGAGAAGUUUCAGGGGAAAGUGUAUCAAACUUAACCCAGGGCUGCAGAAAGAUCUUCCAAUACCUGUGUGGAAAUAUUAUGCAUGAAGUCUGACCAGACAGCUUUUAAAUCUAUUUAUGCAAGGUCUUACUAUUGCAAAACAUUAUUACUACUUAGAUGUCAAGUGACUGAAAGGAAAGGUGUUACAGUAGCCUCAGCACUGGUGGAUUAAAUAGGAAACAUAGGGUCACCUGAAGAAGUGUGAAUCAUGUCUCAUCAUAAUACUGUUGGCAUAUUGUUGGCUCUGAGAUACAUCAGAUACAGCUGCCAAAAGGUUGUGGAAUUUCUUUUUUACUUGUCAUUAUGAUACUGUUGGCAUAUUGUUUCCUCCGAGAUACAUCGGAAACAGCUGCCAAAAGGUUGUGGAGUUUCUUUUUUACUUGUAAUUAUAAUACUGCAGGCACAUUGUUUCCUCUGAGAUACAUCGGAAACAGCUGCCAAAAGGUUUUGGAAUUUCUUUUCCAUUUGAGAUAAAUAGGACUUGAUACUGUCUUAUAUGGGGAAGAUGGCAGACAAGUAACUGUCAUUAGCAUAAUUUGAUAACUAUAAAUCAUGAUGGGGAGGUGUUUAUGCUAGCUUGUAAUGCAUUUGCGUAGUGUCAUAGUCUGUAACGUUAUAGACUGACUGACAGAGUGAGUACGCGUUUCUGAAAGAACCUUAAUUACCAUUUUAAAUGCUGUAAUAGAUGUAACCAAUGCAAUGUAUUCUGCUAUUUUAUAAGAAGAAUGGCGGAUUAUGUCUUCUUCAAGGUUACUUAAUGGAUCAACUUUCUCUUGGUUUAUGUUGGGCUUGUAGGUGUGUUUGUCAAUAUAAAGAGUAAUAUAUUAUGUUGUAAGGUAAAUGCUACCAUUCCAGAAGACUGAUUUUAUUGUGCAAGUAUGUUUUUAAAAAGUGUCAAUUAGCUGCUGCAGUGUACAGUGCAGCAAACAGGUUUUACUCCUUCCAUUCCACUUUUUCACAGGUAGGAAUUAUUACAUGUGGAACUUUUAAUCUGUGCCAAUAUAGGAAAACUGUAAGUGUUGCCUAUUUAUUGCUUUGGUGUUUCACCAUGACUUAUGAAAGAGAAGCUGCCAUGUUAUGAUUUUAUGAUCCAUAAGUAGUAGAUUUAGACUAAUGCAGAAAUGUUGCACUUUACAAAGUGGUCAUGUUUGCAUUGUAAUUUAGAAGUUUUUAUUUGUGCAAGCAGAUCUUUGUGUGUGUGUGGGGAGGGGGCAAAAUCAUUCUGACCAUCCAAGAUUUGUCCAUGCCUGUUUGACAGAUUUUUGAUAGCAGUUAUGAUUUCCUUCCAAAAGAUCUGCCUAGAGAUUCUAUUUAUGAAUGCAAAAUGUACAUGCAGACAAUUGCUUUGAGAUGGAAAGUUGGGAACAUUGAUAAGUUUAUGUGAUAUUCCAAAGCCACAGUGGGAACAAUGUCCUACACAAUCUACAUUAGUAUAUAUAUAUAUAUAAUGAGUAUAAUUCGUGUCUAUGUCUUGUGCUUGGCCUGUAUCAUUUCCAACUAAGUGCUUUGCAGCCCACAUUAAGCUAUGCAACCUGAAAGCCCAAGGUACCGGUACUUUUUUUCCUGUACCUCUCUCUGCAACACAAAAUGCCUGACAAAGCAAAAGGAGCCUGACACCAUGUGGACUUAACUUAUAACAUUCUGUGAGGUAAGCAAUUUAAAUAGCCUUCAAUGUAGUAGCCAAUAGCCUUCAGGUGGUGUGAUAUGCCAAGGGAGACUUAAAUCAGCUAUACAGAUAGUUACAGAAUGUCUCUGUCAUCAGAACAAAUUUGUGGUCAAACCAGUGGAAAUAUCACAUUUAUAUUACGUUAAUGCUUCCUGUUGUAAUUGGACCUGUUCAAUCAGUGGAGACAGAUGUAUUUCUGACCUAUACUAUGUAAUAGAGAAACAUUUGGGAAUCAAAGUGAUCAUUUAAAUACAUUUACAUUAGUGAUUGUUUACAUGAUUGUAAAAUACUGAUCGUGACUUACAUUGUACAGUAUGUACCAAUAUUAAUACAGGACAUACUGGUUUUCUUAUUGUGGAGCCACAUGAAGAAGAAAAAGGUUCACAUCCUGUGAUCCACGGUCAGUUUUUUUAAUACUUUGACAUCCAGUCAGUGGUCAUCACAUUCAAAUGGUUCUCUCUGUACAAUGCAGUUUUGCAUAAGUGCUGGGAACAAUGCGUUCAGAGUUAAUUUUUUAACUGCUAUGCAGUUAUACUAUUGGAUGACAAUGAUAGGAAAUGGAUGAUAGGAAUGAUAGGAAAUAAUUAUAUCAUCAGUCUGUGACAUUCCAAACACAUUAUAAUAUUUUCUAUAGCUGCAGAAUAUACAGCCAGUACUACAUGUAUGUAAUAUAUACAACUGUGCCAAUAAAAAGUGCAAGUAGUGCGGCCAUGAGCAAA
Messenger RNA from Branchiostoma floridae (Florida lancelet), 4798 nucleotides. RefSeq names its product polypeptide N-acetylgalactosaminyltransferase 16-like. The record is from RefSeq and is a predicted model, not a curated record. Bases 253 to 2052 code for a protein of 599 amino acids. Lineage: Eukaryota; Metazoa; Chordata; Leptocardii; Amphioxiformes; Branchiostomatidae. The transcript has 16 exons. Gene Ontology annotation, cellular component: Golgi apparatus.